AUGGCAGGCAAAGAUGGCGGCAAGGUCACGACUGUUCUGGCCACAGCAGGGCAGGGGUCAGACCGCCCACAGGAGGUCAGCUAUUCGGAUGCUAAGGUCAUUGGAAAUGGCUCGUUUGGUGUGGUGUACCAGGCGAAGCUGGUGGAAUCAGGCGAGUUGGUUGCAAUCAAGAAAGUCUUACAAGACAAACGCUUCAAAAACCGUGAACUGCAGAUCAUGCGGAAGCUAGAACACCAGAAUAUAGUCAAGUUGAAGUAUUUCUUUUAUUCAUCAGGUGAAAAGAAAGAUGAGGUGUUCCUCAACCUUGUGCUGGAGUAUGUCCCGGAGACUGUCUACCGUGUCGCCAGGCAUUACAGUAAAUCCAAACAAACUAUACCCAUCAUUUUCAUUAAGCUGUACAUGUACCAGCUGUUCCGCAGCCUCGCCUACAUCCACUCCCAGGGGGUCUGCCACAGGGACAUCAAGCCUCAGAACCUCUUACUGGACCCAGACUCGGGAGUGUUGAAACUCUGUGAUUUUGGAAGUGCAAAAGUAUUAGUCCGAGGGGAGCCAAACGUGUCCUACAUCUGCUCUCGUUAUUACAGAGCACCGGAGCUUAUCUUUGGUGCCACUGAUUACACUUGCCAGAUUGAUGUGUGGUCAGCUGGCUGUGUCCUGGCAGAGUUGCUACUGGGUCAGCCCAUUUUCCCUGGGGAUAGCGGCGUAGACCAGCUGGUGGAGAUUAUCAAAGUUCUAGGGACACCCACUCGUGAGCAGAUUCGAGAGAUGAAUCCCAACUAUUCCGAGUUCAAGUUUCCACAAAUAAAAGCUCAUCCCUGGUCAAAGGUGUUUCGCCCACGGACACCGUCGGAUGCCAUCUUGUUGGUGAGUCGACUACUAGAAUACACCCCGUCAGGACGCAUGACACCCUUGGAGGCCUGUGCCCACACAUUCUUUGAUGAGCUUCGGGAUCCGAACACACGACUGCCCAGUGGCCGGGACCUGCCACCACUGUUCAACUUCACCCCCACUGAACUCGCCAUAGCACCCACGCUCAACUCUCUUCUGAUCCCAUCUCACAUCAAAACAACCAGUGUGGAUGCAGCCAGCGCCAGCUCUAACACCAUCGCUACCAGCUCCAGCGUGGCCCACUCAAAUAACAAUGCCCUGGACAACACCGCUGCCUCUCAGGGAGUCGUUGCCGCGGAUACAGAAACUGGAUAA
Molecule: messenger RNA, 1203 nt
Organism: Candidula unifasciata
Lineage: Eukaryota; Metazoa; Mollusca; Gastropoda; Stylommatophora; Geomitridae
Source: the annotation of a GenBank genome assembly